CUACAGAUGUGUGUCUGAAGAUGGAAUCAAAGCAGGUGCCCCAAAACCAUCCCCAUGGGGUUGGUGUAUUUGUGUCACACACCCCUAGCAAACCUGCAGAACAGAAGUUACCCCCACUGCAAAGUCAAAGGAGCAAACUUCCCCCUGUCAGAAAGUACCCUGUGAUUGAGCAGAAAGGGUACUACUCCGAGCUCAUCACUACAGCAGCAAAACCCCACCUACAGUCCUGUACAGAUGGGCCAGAAACCCAACAGAGCUUACUGUGUCAAGCGGGCUAUGAGUCCAAUACUCCUAAAGUAACCACAUUCCGGACUCCAUCUGACCUGCACAGUCUGGUUGAGAGGGACAAGCAUGGACCCACCACCCAGCACCAGCAGCACACGGACUUCUCCACUGGAGGUUACACAGCCAAAGUCCAGCUGCCCUACCACAGCCUGCCUGGACAGCACCCCCGCAAGAUAGAGAUAGAGAGGCGCAGACGGGAGUACCUGAAGCUGGAUAUUGCCCAGCUCCUGACAGAGCAAGGCAUAGACUCCAACCUCCUGAUGCCUCGACACCAUAGCAUUGAAGAACAUGUGACCACACCAGAGAAUCCACUCCCACCUGUCUCAAACUACCUACCUCUGGAGGUGUUUGACAAUGAGGAGUUUGACUGUCGCACUCCUCAAGACUGGCUUGCCCUGGGCUAUGAAAACGGAUCAACUGAUCACAAACCCAUACCUGCCAAAGCUCUGCUGCCCACCACUGACAAUAUACCACCAGAGGACCCCAAAAGCCCCAACCUGGAGUACAGCUGGCAGUUUGUUGGGGUUCUUGACUACAGCCAGGAGAAAGGGCUUUAUCUGGUCCAGAAGGCCGACAAGAAUGGCAGAGUGAGGGAUGCCAAUGGAAAACCAGUCCUAAAUGAAGGACAGAGAACAAUAGGUAUGUUUCUGCUGUCAGCCACUCAGUACUGGAUUUCCAGGAUCAGGCUGCUGUUCAGUGCAGAGGACCCUCGUCUGUUUUCCCAGCGGGUGCAGUUUGCCCAGCGCUGCAGAGAGAACACAGAGGCCCUGCUGCUCUACCACCUGUCUGUAGACUGUAUGCCAGUGUGGAGUGGCACCUCGUCUCUCAAUGCACAAAGUCUUGCCCGUGUCAAAGAGCAUGCCCUCUCUACACCUGGCCUUCGACGUGGUGGCAGGCUGCAGGAGUGUAUUGUACGUCUGGAGAAGGAGAUCAAUCUAGAGUAUGACCGCACCAUGAACCGGAUCAGCUUUGACAGGGUAGUGCUCACCAACCCUGAGGAUUUCUCCCACAUCACCCUGCCCCAGAGAGAGCCAGAACGUGUGCCCCAGAAUGGCUUUGUGUCUGUCCCUACAUACCCCUUUGAGAAGAACCGUGCUGCGUUUGCCUUCAACUCCCUGCUCACCAAGCCGGAGGUGAUCUCUGCCUUGUCCAAUGUGCGGGGCGAGUGCAACAGGGUGGCUGCUAUGAGUCUGUUCCAUAUCACCUUCACCAAGUCGUUGCGUCUAGAAGAGUUUGAGCUCACCCAGUCUCAGACACAUGCACAGGUGCAGCUGUUCCUGCGGGACUCAUGGGUGACCACCCUGUGCAAGGGCAUCCACACCAGCCUGAGAGAUGUGGGCCCUGGCUGGUUUAGUCUGACGGAGUCCCGCUGGGAGGUAUACAGGAUGUCCAAGCUGUGCAGCCUCAUGGCCCUGGUGCGCUACAGCCUGCAGGACUCACUGCGCUUCCUGGUGCAGGACUCCCUGGUCAGCCUGGCUCAGCUGCUGCUGGAUGCCUGCCACAGUGUUCUCCACUGCCCACAGGACCUGAUCUGGGGCUCCAACCUCAUCAACAGCCCCUACAAGCCGAAGAAGAACCCGCUGUUCUUGGUAGAUCUGGUUCUGGAUGUGACUGGGGUCCACUACAGCACUCCUCUGGAGAAUUUUGAGACUUCCAUCAUUACCCUGUUUGAUAAGGGGAUCCUUUCCACCCACAAUGUGCCUCAGCUGGAUAAGUUUGUGAUGCAGAAGAUGUUCAUCAGUGGCACUCCUCUGUUGGAGUCAGUGGGUCUGUGGGAGCCUGCGGUGGCAGAGCUGAGGGAGAGGGUCCGUGCCGCCUUGCGUCAGGCUGCCAUCCCACUCCGGGCCUACGCCCGCGAGUAUGAGAGAUACCUAGAGCUGCACAACUCAGACAUAGAGACCUUCCUUAAGGCCCACAGCCAGGAGGAGCAGACUCCCCAGGAGGUGAAGAGGGAGGUGGUACAGCACCUAAAGGAGAAGGAGCGUCUAGACCACUCCUUCCCAUCCUCCAUCGUCAUUGGCCCCUUUACCGUCAGUGUGGAGAGUGUCCGCCAGAGCCUGUCCAAGAAACGCAGAGCCCUGGCUAACGCCGUGCUCGACCGGCUUGCCCUCAAGCUCCGCAAGCAAGUGGAGGACGCAUGUGAAGAGUGUAAGGCUGUCAGCAGGAAGCUGCAUGAGAAGCCGAACAGCAUUGAGGAGCUGACCGACCAACGUGAAUGGAUGAAGCAGAUCUCAGAUCAGCUCAAGGCCCAUGAGGAGCUCCUAUCCAAAGCCAUGUCAGACUACGAGUUGAUCGAUGAGUUCUUCUACACCCUGUCAAAUGAGGACUUCAAUGGAAAGUGGACAGCCAUUGGGUGGCCACAUAAGAUUGUGACCCAGAUGGAGAUGGUGUCGUCCCAGCAUGUUGAGGAUGAAGAACGCUUCAACAAGAUCCAGCAGGCUGACCAGAACAACUUCCAGGAGCGCCUGGACUCUCUACAGAUGGUGGUGGCUGGCUUUUCUGGGUACACGGACAUCAGCCGAGCCCACGAGGUAGCCAACGAGGUACGACGUGUGGGCAAGCAGCUAAAGGAGUCCCAGACCAUGGCCCAGACAUACAACAACCGGGACCGUCUGUUUGGCAUCCCUAUCACCAACUACGACCGUCUGCAGAAGCUGAUCAGGGACUUCCAGCCGUUCAGAGACCUGUGGACCACCACGUCAGACUGGCUGCGGUGGCACGAGAGCUGGCACAAUGAUCCCCUUUCCAUCAUUGACCCCGAGCAGCUGGAGCGCAACGUCACAGACGCCUUCAAGACUAUGCACAAGUGUGUCAAAAUGUUCAAGGACAUCCCCGCGUGUCAGGAGGUGGCUGCUGACAUCCGGGGGAAGAUAGAUGACUUCCGUCCCUACAUCCCUCUGAUCCAGGGCCUGAGGAAUCCUGGGAUGAGGGGCAGACACUGGCAGCUGCUGUCAGACCGCAUCCACAUGAAUGUCAAGCCCAAGGCCAACCUCACUUUCUCCCGUUGCCUGGAGCUAGGCCUGCAGGACCAUGUGGAUGAGAUAGCACGGGUGGCCGAGGUGGCAGGGAAGGAGUACGCCAUCGAACAGGCUCUGGAUAAGAUGGAGCAUGAGUGGUCGACGGUGGCCUUCGAGGUGUUGCCCUACAAGGAGACAGGCACUUACAUCCUGAAGAGCCCAGAUGAGGCGUCACAGCUGCUGGAUGACCACAUCGUCAUGACCCAGAGCAUGUCUUUCUCCCCCUACAAGAAACCCUUUGAGGAACGCAUCAGCACGUGGGAGAGCAAGCUCAGGAUGACUCAGGAUGUGCUGGAAGAGUGGCUGACCUGCCAGCGCUCUUGGCUUUACCUGGAGCCUAUCUUCAGCUCUGACGACAUCAACCGCCAGUUGCCUGUAGAGGGAAAGAGGUACCAGACCAUGGAGCGCACCUGGAGGAAAGUGAUGAAGAGCGCCUAUGACAACAAACAGGUAAUUGACCUGUGCCCGGACCCCCGUCUGUUGGACAGUCUGAGGGAUUGUAAUAAGCUGUUGGAGCUGGUGCAGAAGGGUCUGAGCGACUACCUAGAGACCAAGCGUGGCUCCUUCCCCAGGUUCUAUUUCCUGUCUGACGACGAGCUCCUGGAGAUUCUCUCCCAGACCAAGGAUCCCACAGCAGUACAGCCUCAUCUGCGCAAAUGCUUUGAGAAUAUUGCACGGCUUAAGUUCCAGUCAGACCUGCAGAUCACUCAUAUGUACUCUGGGGAGGGGGAGGAGGUCAAGCUCUGCCUGCCAGUGUGGCCCUCUGGGAAUGUGGAGGACUGGCUGAGAGAGGUGGAGAAGUCUAUGAAGGCCUGUCUGAGGGACAACAUUGAACGCUCGCUGAAGGUCUAUCCACAGCAACCACGUACAGAGUGGGUGUUAUCAUGGCCUGGGCAGGUGGUGAUCGCUGGCUGCCAGACCUUCUGGACCACUGAGGUGUCAAAUGCACUGGAGCAGGGAGACCUGACUGACCGACUCUAUCCCCAGCUACAAACACAGCUGGGAGACCUGGUGCAGCUGGUGAGGGGCCGCCUGUCUAAGAUGCAGAGAGCCGUUCUGUCUGCCCUCAUCGUCAUAGAGGUCCAUGCCAAGGACGUGGCAGCCAAGCUGGUAGAGGAGGGCGUCUCCAGCAUCAAUGACUUUGAGUGGAUCAGCCAGCUCAGGUAUUACUGGGCUCGAAAUGACCUGUAUAUCCGGGCGGUGAACGCAGAGUUCCUCUACGGAUAUGAGUACCUGGGCAACUCCGGACGCCUGGUCAUCACCCCACUCACAGACCGAUGCUACCUGACCCUGACAGGGGCACUGCACCUGAAGUUCGGAGGGGCCCCUGCGGGUCCUGCAGGAACAGGGAAGACAGAGACCACUAAAGACUUGGGGAAAGCCCUGGCUAUCCAGACUGUAGUCUUCAACUGCUCGGAUCAGCUGGACUUCAUCGCCAUGGGCAAGUUCCUCAAGGGACUGGCCAGUUCUGGAGCCUGGGCAUGUUUUGAUGAGUUUAACCGCAUUGAUGUGGAGGUGCUGUCAGUGGUGGCCCAACAAAUCGCCACCAUCAAUAAGGCCCAGCAUCAGAGGGCGGAGCGAUUUGUGUUUGAGGGGCAAGAGAUCCCUCUUGUUGCGUCUUGUGCUGUUUUCAUCACCAUGAACCCUGGUUACGCCGGCCGCACUGAACUACCAGAUAACCUAAAGGCUCUGUUCCGUCCUGUUGCUAUGAUGGUCCCUGAUUAUGCUAUGAUCGCUGAGAUCUCUCUCUACUCCUUUGGCUUCAGCGAUGCUAAAGUCCUCUCCAAGAAGAUCACCACCACCUUCAAACUGUCCUCCGAGCAGCUCAGCUCCCAGGAUCACUAUGACUUUGGUAUGAGAGCUGUGAAGACCGUGAUCUCUGCUGCUGGAAACUUGAAGAGGGAGAAUCAAGAUAUGAAUGAGGAACUGAUCUGUCUACGGGCCAUACGAGACGUCAACGUCCCCAAGUUCCUCCAAGAUGACCUCAAGCUUUUCAACGGCAUUGUGUCCGAUCUCUUCCCCAAGAUACGGGAGGAGCCCAUCGACUACGGCACCCUGGAGAAGUCCAUUCGCAAUGUGUGUGCCAAGAAGAACCUCAAGGAUGUGGAUGGAUACAUCACCAAGUGCAUUCAGCUAUAUGAGACUACUGUUGUGAGGCAUGGACUGAUGUUGGUGGGACCGUCCGGCUCCGGAAAAACCAAGUGUUAUGAGAUCCUAGGGAAAGCGAUGACGGCUCUGCAGGGCCAGGUCUCUGUGAGUGGUGGUGUUUAUGAGGCUGUACAGACCUAUGUCCUCAACCCCAAGUCCAUUACCAUGGGACAGCUCUACGGGGAGUUUGACCUGUUGACACAUGAAUGGUCGGAUGGUAUCCUGUCCUCUCUGAUCCGUGGGGGGUCGUCCUCCAUGGACGAGGAGAAGAAGUGGUACAUGUUUGAUGGGCCAGUGGACGCUGUGUGGAUCGAGAACAUGAACACUGUGCUGGAUGACAAUAAAAAACUCUGCCUGAGCUCUGGAGAGAUCAUCAAGCUCACAGACGUGCAGACGAUGAUGUUUGAGGUGCAGGACCUGGCGGUGGCGUCCCCGGCCACAGUGUCUCGUUGUGGGAUGGUGUACCUAGAGCCUAGCAUCCUGGGCCUCAUGCCCUUCACUGAGUGCUGGCUGAGGACGGUCCCCGAACCCCUGAGGCCCUACACAGACCAGCUCAAUUCCCUCUUCAUCAGGUUUCUCCAGGAUUCCAUCACGUUUGUAAGGAAGUCUGUGAAAGAGGUAAUCUUCUCCAUGGACAGCAACCUCACAUGCAGUCUGCUCAAACUGCUGGACUGUUUCUUCCAACCCUUCAUCCAUCGAGAGGGGGAGAGGCCUCUUCUGCAGGAGAAGCUUGACCGGUUAAAGGAGCUGAUUGAGCCCUGGUUCAUCUUCUCUCUGGUGUGGAGUGUGGGAGCCACAGGGGACGCCCCCAGCUGCCAGCGCUUCAGUGCUUGGCUCAGGGCCAAGAUGGCAGAGGAGAAGGUUGAGUUGUGUUUUCCAGAGGAAGGCCUGGUGUAUGACUACCAGCUUGAUGAUGCAGGAAUCAGCAACAUGGGAGACGAAGAGGAGGAGGACAGAGGGAGGAAGGUGCACUGGGUCAGUUGGAUGAAAUCUGCCCAGAAUGUGGUCAUCACGCCAGAGACCAGCUACUCUGACAUCAUCGUACCCACACCAGACACAGUCCGCAUUUCCUUCCUGAUGGAUAUGCUGCUGUCUAACAAGAAGCCUGUGCUGUGCAUUGGACCGACCGGCACAGGAAAGACCCUGACCAUGUCUGACAAGCUGCUGAAGAACAUGCCUGCUGAGUACAUUACACACUUCCUUAUGUUCUCUGCUCGCACUUCAGCCAACCAGACACAGGAUUAUAUUGAUAGCAAACUGGACAAGAGGCGUAAGGGUGUGUUUGGGCCUCCCCUGGGGAAGUAUUUUAUCUUCUUCAUUGAUGACCUGAACAUGCCCAUUCUGGAGACCUAUGGGGCCCAGCCCCCCAUUGAGCUUCUCCGCCAGUGGAUGGACCAUGGAGGCUGGUAUGACAGGAAGCAGAUAGGCACUUUUAAACACCUGGUAGACAUCAACUUUGCGUGCGCUAUGGGACCCCCAGGAGGGGGCAGGAACCCCAUAACCCAGCGUUUCACACGCCAUUUUAACUUCCUCUCCUUCACUGAGAUGGAGGAUGCCAGCAAGAAGAAGAUCUUCUCUACUAUCCUGGGCAACUGGAUGGGUGAGACGGCCUUACUGCCGAAAAUGUAUCCAACUGAUGUUCAUUUUGAUGAAGGGUUGAGGGUGGCUAGGUAUGGUUAUUCUAAACUAUUAAAUUGUUACUGGUCUUUUACUCACACAAAAAGUAAAGUUCUCCAUAUGUCUUUGCUAAUUUUAUAUCCAACCCGUCUCCCUUACCCCUCUUUUCCCUCAGGACCUGUUCCAGAGAUCCAGCCUCUGAACGGGCCUCUGGUGGACGCCACUAUCCGUGUCUACGCCACCAUCACUUCCCAGCUCCUUCCCACACCAGCCAAAUCCCACUACACAUUCAAUCUUAGGGACCUUUCCAAGGUCUUCCAGGGCAUCCUGAUGGCAGAGGCUACCAAGAUAGAGGACAAGAUGCACUUGCUGCAGUUGUGGUACCAUGAAAGCUGCCGGGUGUUCCAGGACCGGCUGGUGAGUGCUGAGGACCGUGACUGGUUUGAUAAGCUCCUACAGGCCCGCAUUGAGGAGUUUGGCUGCAGCUUUGAGGAUGCUGUGCCCUGCCAGCCGGUCCUGUUUGGAGACUUCAUGAUCCCCGGAGCUGACAACAAAGCCUACCAGCUCAUUGAGGACAGGGAGAAGCUGGCCAGAGUCAUGGAGGAGUACAUGGAUGACUACAACCAGAUCAGCACCACCAAGAUGAAGCUGGUGCUCUUCAUGGAUGCCAUCCAGCAUGUGUGCCGCAUCAGCCGCAUCCUGCGCCAGCCCCUGGGAAACGCCCUCCUCCUGGGGGUCGGGGGCAGCGGGCGCCAGUCACUCACCAAGCUGGCCACGCACAUGUCAGACUAUGAGUGUUUCCAGAUUGAGCUCGCUAAGAACUACGGCCACACAGAGUGGAGGGAAGACCUCAAGAGCAUCAUGCUGAAGGCUGGCCUGCAGAAUGUACAGAUCACCUUUCUGUUUGUAGACACACAGAUCAAGAGCGAGUCGUUCUUGGAGGAUGUGAAUAACAUCCUGAACUCUGGUGACGUGCCCAACCUCUAUGCGGUGGACGAGCAGGAGCGCAUCCUGACCGCUAUGAAGCCUGUGGUGCAGGACCUAGGCCAGCAGCCCACCAAAGCCAACCUCAUGACUGCCUACAUAAAAAGAGUCCGCAGUAACAUCCACACCGUGCUCUGCAUGAGUCCUAUAGGGGAGGUGUUCCGUGCGCGGCUCAGACAGUUCCCGUCUCUGGUGACCUGCUGCACUAUAGACUGGUUCAGUGCCUGGCCAGAGGAGGCCCUCCAGUCUGUGGCUGCCUCUUUCCUCUACGAGCUGCCAGAGCUGGAAGCCAGCCCCACCGCAAUGAAAGGCCUGAUUAUGAUGUGUGUGGAGAUCCACCAGAUGGUAGCCAGGAAAUGUGCGCAGUACCUGGCUGAGCUGUCCAGAUAUAACUAUGUCACGCCCAAGAGCUAUCUGGAGCUACUCGCAAUCUUCUCCUCUCUCAUCGGCCGCAAGAAACAGGAGCUGCACAGUGCCCGGCAGCGCAUGAAGACUGGCCUGGACAAGCUAUUGAGGACAGCAGAGGAUGUGAGUAAGAUGCAGGAGGAGCUGGAGAUGAUGAGGCCUCUGCUGGAGGAAGCUGCCAAGGACACAGUGAUCACCAUGGAGAAGAUCAAGGUAGACACUGUGGUUGCAGAGGAGACCCGUACGGCGGUGCAGGCAGAGGAAGCCAAAGCCUCACAGAAAGCAUGUGUGGCCGGUGCCAUCGCUGAAGACGCCCAGAAAGACCUGGAUGAAGCGCUGCCAGCUCUAGACGCCGCCCUCACCAGCCUCAAGUCUCUCAACAAGAACGACGUUGUUGAGGUGAGGGCCAUGCAGCGCCCGCCCCAUGGGGUGAAACUGGUGAUAGAGGCUGUUUGCAUCAUGAGGUCCAUCAAGCCUAAGAAGGUGGCCGGAGAGAAGCCAGGCACCAAGGUGGACGACUACUGGGAGCCUGGCAAGAGCCUUCUGCAGGACCCUGGGAAGUUCCUAGAGGGCCUCUUCAAAUUUGACAAAGAAAAUAUCCCAGACUCCGUGAUCAAAUUAGUACAACCCUACAUUGAUAAUGAAGAGUUCCAGCCAGCCAACAUUGCCAAGGUGUCCAAGGCCUGCACCUCCAUCUGCCAGUGGGUGCGAGCCAUGCACGUGUACCACUUUGUGGCCAAGGGUGUGGAGCCUAAAAGAAAAGCUCUGCAGGAGGCCCAGGAGGACCUGGCUGUGACCCAGCUCAUCCUGGACGAUGCCAAUGAGAAGCUGGCACAGGUGGAAGAGGGCAUCGCAACGCUGCAGGCCAAGUACCAUGACUGUCUGGCCAAGAGAGACGAGCUGGACAACAAGUGCCAGCUGUGUGAGAACCGCCUGGUCCGCGCAGACAAGCUGAUUGGAGGGCUAGCGGAUGAGAAGGUGCGUUGGAGGGAGACCGUGCAGCACCUGGAGUACAUGGUUAAUAACGUGUCAGGAGACGUGCUGCUAGCAGCAGGAUAUGUGGCCUACCUGGGACCCUUUACUGGAGAGUACCGGUCCUCCAUGGCAGAUGAGUGGCUGCGUGGCUUUAAAGAGCAGGGGGUGCCCCACACAGAGGAGCCCAACCUCAUCAGCACUCUAGGGGACAAGGUCAAGAUCCGCUCCUGGCAGAUCACAGGGCUGCCUAAGGAUACCCUGUCGGUGGAAAAUGGUGUGAUAACACAGUACUCUCAGCGCUGGGCUCUUUUCAUUGACCCACAGGGACAGGCCAACAAGUGGGUCAAAAACAUGGAGCGUGACAAUGGAUUGGACGUGAUGAAGCUGAGUGACCGGGACUUCCUGCGUAGUCUGGAAAAUGCCAUUCGCUUCGGGAAGCCUUGCUUACUGGAGAACAUCGGAGAGGAACUAGACCCUGCUCUAGAACCCGUCCUACUGCGACAGACGUUCAAGCAGCAGGGCAGCACAGUUCUGAAGCUGGGAGACGCUGUCAUUCCCUACCACGAUGACUUCAAAAUGUACAUCACCACCAAGCUACCCAACCCACAUUACUCACCUGAGAUCUCCACAAAGGUUACCCUCAUCAACUUCACCCUGUCCCCCAUGUGUCUGGAGGACCAGCUGCUGGGUCGGGUGGUGGCUGAAGAGAGGCCUGACCUGGAGGAGGCUAAGAACCAGCUGAUAGUGAGUAACGCUCGUAUGAAGCAGGAGCUGAAGGAGAUAGAAGACCAGAUCCUUUUCCGCCUCAGCUCCUCAGAGGGAAACCCUGUGGACGAUGAGGAACUCAUACGGGUGCUGGGAGCCUCCAAGAUCAAGGCCGGAGAGAUCCAGGCCAAAGUGAUGGUGGCUGAGGAGACAGAGCGGGACAUUGAUGCCACUCGUCUGGAGUAUGUCCCUGUGGCUGUGCGUACUCAGAUCCUCUUCUUCUGCGUAUCGGACCUUUCCAACGUGGACCCCAUGUACCAGUACUCCCUGGAGUGGUUUUUGAGCAUCUUCAUGUCGGGCAUUGCCAACUCCGAGAGGGCAGACACGGUGGAACAGAGGAUCAUCAGCAUCAAUGAGUUCUUCACCUUCAGCCUGUACAGCAACGUGUGCCGCUCUCUGUUUGAGAAGCACAAGCUCAUGUUUGCCUUCCUGCUGUGCGCUCGCAUCAUGAUGAAUGAGAACAAGAUCGAUAUGUCCGAGUGGCGGUACCUGCUGGCGGGGGGCAUGCCCCAGCAGCAGCUGUCCAACCCUGCAGUGAGGUGGCUGUCUGAGCGUGCCUGGCAGGACAUCUUGGGCCUCAGCGCUUUGCCCACCUUCAACAGCCUGGCAGACAGCUUCCCCAAACACAUGAAGGCCUUCAAGAGGAUAUUUGACAGCAGCGAGCCAAACAGGGAGCCAGUCCCAGGGGAAUGGAAUACCCAACUGGACUCUUUCCAGAAGCUGUUGAUAUUGCGCUGCCUGAGAGCUGACCGCAUGACUCACGGCCUGCAGGACUUUGUUGCUGCUCAUCUGGGCCAGCGCUUUAUAGAGCCACAGGCAUCAGAUCUGUCUGUUGUAUUUAAGGAGUCGUCCCCCUCCACGCCGCUCAUCUUUGUCCUAUCUCCCGGAACCGACCCUGCCGCUGACCUCUACAAGUUUGCUGAUGUCAUGAAGUUCUCCAAGAAGAUGAGUGCCAUCUCCCUGGGCCAGGGGCAGGGUCCCUGGGCUGAGGCAAUGAUGCACAGUGCCAUGGAGAGGGGCAAGUGGGUCUUCUUCCAGAAUUGUCACCUGGCACCCAGCUGGAUGCCCUCCAUGGAGAGACUCAUUGAGAACAUUGACCCAGAUAAGGUACACCGGGAUUUCCGUCUGUGGCUCACCAGCCUGCCCAGCAACAAGUUCCCCGUGUCUAUUCUGCAGAAUGGCUCUAAGAUGACCAUCGAGCCUCCCAGAGGCAUCAAGGCCAACCUGUUGAAGACCUACCUAAGCCUGAAUGAUGACUUCAUCACUACCUGCACCAGGGCUGCAGAGCUUAAGUCCCUGCUCCUGUCUCUGUGUCUGUUCCACGGUAAUGCCAUUGAGCGCAGAAAGUUCGGCCCACUGGGGUUCAACAUCCCAUAUGAGUUCACUGACGGUGACCUCCGCAUCUGUAUCAGCCAGCUCAAGAUGUUCCUGGAUGAGUACCAGGACAUUCCCUACAAGGUUCUGAAGUACACUGCGGGGGAGAUCAACUAUGGUGGUCGUGUGACCGAUGACUGGGACCGCCGCUGCAUCCUCAACGUGUUGGAGGACUUCUACUGUCCUGCUGUGCUCGGUGCCGACUACGCCUACUCCGCCUCCGGAGUCUACAGGCAGAUCGACACUGAGCUCGACAUCAAGGGCUACCUGGCGUACAUCCGUGGCCUGCCCAUCAAUGACACACCUGAGAUCUUUGGUCUCCAUGACAAUGCUAACAUCAGCUUUGCCCAGAACGAGGCGUUUGCCCUGCUGGGAGCCGUGGUGCAGCUCCAGCCUAAAGCAGCAGCCAGCGGGGGCAAGGCCAGAGAAGAGAUCGUAGAGGAGAUAGUGGCAGGCAUUGUUGAGAAGGUCCCCCAGCCUAUCAGUGUUCAGGAGGUGAUGACUAAGUACCCAGUCCAGUAUGAGGAGUCCAUGAACACAGUCCUGAUCCAGGAGGUCAUCAGGUAUAACCGGUUGUUAGUGGUCAUAUCUCAGAGCCUCAGUGAUAUUGUGAAGGCUCUGAAGGGCUUAGUGGUGAUGUCAUCAGAACUGGAGCUUAUGGCCAACAGCCUAUUCAUCAACAAAGUCCCUGACAUGUGGCAGGCCAAGGCCUACCCCUCUUUGAAACCCCUGGCCUCCUGGGUGUCUGACCUGCUCCAGAGGAUCAAGUUCUUACAUGGCUGGAUCUCUGACGGUGUCCCACCUGUUUUCUGGAUCAGUGGCUUCUUCUUCCCCCAGGCUUUCCUCACAGGAACACUGCAGAACUUUGCCCGCCGCUCUGUGGUCUCCAUAGAUACCAUUGGCUUUGACUUCAGGGUGAUGAGGGAGUCUGCCUCUGCGCUGAAGGAGAGGCCUGAGAUGGGUUGCUACAUCCACGGCUUGUUCCUGGAGGGGGCGCGCUGGGACGCCAAGGUAGGCCUGCUCACUGAGUCCCGGCCCAAAGAGCUCUACACUGAGAUGGCUGUCAUCUGGAUGGUUCCUGAGCCCAACCGCAAACCACCCACUUCAGGAGUUUACAUCUGCCCCAUCUACAAGACCCUCACACGUGCCGGAACUCUGUCUACGACAGGUCACUCUACUAACUACGUGAUCGCUGUGGAGCUGCCCACACACACCACCCAGAGAUACUGGAUCAAACAGGGAGUGGCCCUCAUCUGUGCACUGGACUACUAAACACAAUCAAAACACACACACACACAGUUUCCCUUUCGCUUACUACAUACACAACAAAAACAUAAAAAUCAAACAAACUGGACUUUCCUGGCAGGAUGCACAUUUUUACUGAGGGGGAAUGUUUGUAUGUUUCUACAGUGCCUUCAGAAAGUAUUCAUACCCCUUGACUUAUUCCACAUUUUGUUGUGUUACUGCCUGAAUUCAAAAUUUAUUAAAUUGACAUUUUGUCUCACCCAUCUACACACAAUACCC
Messenger RNA from Oncorhynchus tshawytscha (Chinook salmon), 13094 nucleotides. RefSeq names its product dynein, axonemal, heavy chain 1 (gene dnah1). The coding region runs from base 21 to 12842 and encodes 4273 amino acids. Gene Ontology annotation, molecular function: dynein light intermediate chain binding; ATP binding; dynein intermediate chain binding. Gene Ontology annotation, biological process: microtubule-based movement. The transcript is spliced from 76 exons. Lineage: Eukaryota; Metazoa; Chordata; Actinopteri; Salmoniformes; Salmonidae. The record is from RefSeq and is a predicted model, not a curated record. Gene Ontology annotation, cellular component: dynein complex.